Molecule: messenger RNA, 579 nt
Organism: Ambispora gerdemannii
Lineage: Eukaryota; Fungi; Glomeromycota; Glomeromycetes; Archaeosporales; Ambisporaceae
Source: the annotation of a GenBank genome assembly
AUGGCAAGUAUUGAAGAAAUCAGACAAGAGGUGGAGGUGGCAAAGGAGCAGCUAGUGAAGGCGGAGGCUGCGUUAGAGAAGUUCAACGAGGGGGAAGACGAGGGACUAUUAUUGAAGAAAUUGAGGAGACAUAGGAAAGAACUAGAUGAAGAAGAUAAACAGGAGGACUGGGAGAAACAAGUGCGUUUGUUACAGGACAGGCUCACUGCUGCUGCAGCUCAACCAGCUACUCCGGUACCAGACUCAAUGGACAUGACCUUGAAACGAAAGCAUUAUGCUCCCACAUAUCUGAAUGAACUCAGUGGCAUAAUCCUUAAUUAUCGCACAGAAAGCCCUGACAUUCCGUUGUCAUUAUACCAUUCUGUGUUUGCAACUUUCAAAGAUGAUUUUUCCAGUCUGAAAGCUGAGGCGGGUGACUUUGAAUCACUUGGAAAACUUGUAUUAGACAUGCAAGAGUUUUAUAACGUUGAAGAUGAUCGGCUUGCCAAAUUCACUUCGUGGACUUCAAAAUAUUUUAAUUGUUCUGUUGAUACGUUACCACUUGGAGGACAUAAUGAGGCUGAUUUGCAUAUCAUUUAA